GGUAAUCGAUAGCUUCAAUUCGCAGACCUAUUCGAUAGGCAUCGGGUUCCCUCACUCACAGUCGCACGAUCUCGUCGUCGGGUAUGCCUUGACCUCUAAGAAGAAAAAGAGCUUCUUGCAGCCCAAGCUUCUCUGCCUUGCUAGGUAUAAUCUCACUCACACCUAUUGCUAGGUAUAAUCUCCCUCACACCUAUUGCUAGGUAUACUCCUAUUCGUUUCCGUACACAUUCUUCCAUCAUUUCCAUCUAUUGCAUUCAAAUUCACCAUUUUUGUACAAUCCUCGAUGAUUAUUGCCUUUUAUCGCAUUGAAAUUGGCCAUUCUGUCACAUAGAAAUGUGCUUGUGUAUGUACAUGCUGUAUAUUUUUGCAGUAUGAAAUUCGUCAAGUUAAUUUCCUUAUAUGGGGUAACGCCCAAAGAUUUGGGGGUCUGUUUUCUUGUUUCUAUUUGUGUCCGAUACUUUUUCGGCAAAUCGCUUUUGCAGUGGUGGUUGUCUUUCUCGAUGGUGGUGAGAGACGAUCACUUUCGCGAAUCAAUCUCUUGCAGCUGUUUGGAUUGACUUUUUUAUUAUCGGUUUCACUUCUGGGUAUCUGCCUUUCGGAUUAGUCCACCAAUGAGGAACCAACCCGAAGUCAAGUUGCUUUACUCUCUAGUUUGUAUGAUUUAUCUUCUAUAAAAUUGAUCUGUUUACUGAAGAAUCUUGUCUUUUCCUUGUGAAGAAUGGUUAUUCCCCAAUUUGUCCCAAGAUUUCCUGCAAUUUAUUUAUUUAUUUAUUUUUUAUUUUUUCUAUUAACUGUUUGGACUAUUAGCUUGUGUUCCCUACAAAGGAGCUAAUGCAUCUGUACGAGGACUUUGUUAAAUAUUUUAUUAGAUAAUGUUUGUAGACUAUGUUCCAUGGAGCUUUUGUUGUAGAUGGCGGAUGGACCUUUCAUGUGUGUCAGCAGCUUGGAGCUUCAACUGGCAUUAAUUUACUCUGACCAUUAUGUAUGAAUAAGGGGAUAUUUUUUGUAGCCAUUGAUUUAAACAGGCCCCUGUCAGAACAAGGUCCUUUUGAUGUUGUUUUGCAUAAGUUGUCAGGAAAGGACUGGUGUGCCAAUAUUGAGAAUUUCAGGCAAAAAAAUCCGGAAGUAACAGUCCUUGAUCCUCCAUUUGCCAUAGAACAUCUGCACAAUCGUCAGUCCAUGCUGCAGGAUGUGGCAGAUCUAAACUUGUCUGACUGCCAUGGCAAGGUUGGUGUUCCAAGGCAGUUGGUCAUUAAAAAAGAUCCAUCUUCAAUUCCUUAUGAAGUGAAUAAAGCUGGGCUCAAGUUGCCUCUGGUUGCAAAACCUUUGGUUUUGGAUGGAAGUGCCAAGUCACAUGAACUAUUUCUUGCUUAUGAUCAGUUCUCCCUUGCAGAACUUGAACCUCCUUUGGUUCUCCAGGAGUUUGUUAACCAUGGUGGAAUUCUCUUCAAAGUUUAUAUUGUGGGGGAAAUCAUAAAGGUUGUAAGGCGUUUCUCUCUACCUAAUGUCAGUAAGCGCGAGCUAGAAAAAGUUGCUGGUGUGUUCCGUUUCCCAAGGGUUUCAUCUUCUGCAGCUUCUGCAGAUGAUGCAGAUCUGGAACCUAGUGUUGCUGAACAUCCUCCACAACCUUUGCUGGAGAAUCUAGCAAGGGAGCUCCGUCACCGAUUGGGUCUCCGGCUAUUCAACAUAGACAUGAUUCGAGAGCAUGGGACCAGAGAUGUCUUUUAUGUCAUUGACAUCAACUACUUUCCUGGCAAGUAUAACCUGUUUGCAUUGAAGCCAAAUUUACUCUAUUUUCUGAUUCGAUUUAGGUUGAGUUCAGUGUUGGAUUCUGGAACCUUUGAAUUGAAUGUGCUCUCUGACAAGUUUUCAUGUCUAUUGUCGAAAAUUGAAUAGUUCGUGCAGUUUUGAAAUUAUUUGUUUUGCUGUGAAAUGGGAAACAACCCGAAGAGGAGGAUCUUUAAAUGAUAAAACUUGCCCCAGAUUAAUGCAAAACAUCAUAUGUAACGACUUCGGAUUGGCUGGUUAUUUGCUUUCAUUCUUAUACAUCUGGAACAAAAUAUUUUUUAAGUAGGACUUAAGAGCUCUAUUUUGUCACUUCACAUUAUCAUCAUUACUCAAUUGUCAUUUUUGUUUUGAUUUUUCCCUGGGCGUUCAAAUACUUGAAAGCAAAGAGCUGUAACUUCUUUUAGCUGUUGACUGAAAUACAAGUCUUUCUGCUUCUAGUGAUUUUAAGCAUGAUCCAUCUUACACAGGAGCAAAUCAAGCUUUGGCCAAUUUAAUAAUAAUUUUGAAGAUGGCCAAUAAUUUUACCAAAACCUGAUGUUGCAGGUUCAAAUCCUUGAGCGUGAUUCUGUCCUUGUUAGUUUUUUGAGUAAUGAUACACACACAACACUCUUCACAACACUUUUCACAACACAUGAUAUAAAAUGAGGGAAUUUUUGUAAAGUGAUGUUAUUUUUAUAUAAUAUUUUACAAUAAUACCCCUCAUUUUAAAACAUGAUCAUGAAAUAUGUUAUGAAAAGUAUUGUAUGUUUAUCAAUUUUCUAGUUUUUAUCACUCAAAACGUUCAAUAGGAUUUAAUCACUUGCAUGCGCCCAUAACCUGAGUGUGGACUGGGAUAUGUUUACUGGUCGGAUUAGCCCAUCGCUAGGUCCAUGAAACUGUCAGUUAGUACACGUAAGCCUUUUUUUAGACAUGUAAGCACGACCGAAUUUCUGGUGUGUUUUUUUUUUUCUUUAUUGCACCUUGCAGUUGAAAGUGUAAACGUCAUGUCCAAUAUGUCUAGUUUCUUUUUGAAUUAUUUAUGUUAGAAUUGGAGCCUACAAAGGUAUUAAUCACCCUCCAGGAGAUAUGAAGCGAAUGUGAACGCCUCCUCACUCUAUCACACACUAGCACACUCAGACGCAUGCAUGGAUAAUUAACGUUGUCUCAUAUUUAUGUUUUGGAAGCACUGCAGGGUAUGGGAAAAUGCCGGAUUACGAGCACAUAUUUACAGAUUUCCUGCUGAGCCUUGUGCAGAGCAA
Molecule: messenger RNA, 3026 nt
Organism: Carya illinoinensis
Lineage: Eukaryota; Viridiplantae; Streptophyta; Magnoliopsida; Fagales; Juglandaceae
Product: inositol-tetrakisphosphate 1-kinase 3-like
Exons: 9
Coding region: 985-1896 (303 amino acids)
Biological process (GO): inositol trisphosphate metabolic process
Cellular component (GO): cytoplasm
Molecular function (GO): inositol-3,4,5,6-tetrakisphosphate 1-kinase activity; ATP binding; inositol-1,3,4-trisphosphate 6-kinase activity
Source: RefSeq, a predicted model, not a curated record